This is a messenger RNA of Jatropha curcas, 1838 nucleotides long. It is a transcript of the gene LPPBETA, whose product is annotated as Phosphatidic acid phosphatase (PAP2) family protein. The record is from RefSeq and is a predicted model, not a curated record. Gene Ontology annotation, molecular function: sphingosine-1-phosphate phosphatase activity. Lineage: Eukaryota; Viridiplantae; Streptophyta; Magnoliopsida; Malpighiales; Euphorbiaceae.
AUUUUAAUACCUCUUGAGGAUACAAUUGGGCUUUUACUGUUAGACCAAUAGAAUGCCAAAAUCAUAGCCCAAUGGCCUACUCUCUUACAUUUCUCAACGACAUCGUUUCCCUGCCUAACUGUUACACAUGUCGUACAACUUUAACGUACACAACACGAGUUUAACCACCAAUCCACCACUACUGAUGAUGGCAACCUCACCGCCGCCGCCACCACCACCACCACCACUGCGCCACCUGUUGACCCUCGACACCAAAUUCUCGUACUUUCUCCACUCGCUUUUCCAUUCAUACCUUCCCGUUUCUCUUCUCCUCGUUCUUGAACUCUCAGCUGAUUUUCGCUUUUCCUUUCCCAUUACUCUCGCGCUAUGUCUGUCUCCUCUCUCACCCUCCCUCCUCCCUUUCCUUUCCCCUCUCCUCUUCGGCCUCCUCCUAGACCUCGCUUUCGUCGGCCUAAUCAAGAUCAUUUUCCGCCGUGCUCGUCCUCCCUACAAUCCUAACAUGACUGCCGCCGUUUCUGCUGAUAACUUCUCCUUCCCUAGCGGCCAUGCCUCCCGUGUUUUCUUCGUCGCCGCAUUGGUUUCUCUAUCAGCGGACGCUAUUGAAAAGGCUCUGAUGGAAUUCAGGGCCAGUGGUGGGUACGUUGACCAGUGGAUUGCGGGGGAUGACAACACGAAAGUGGUGGGGAUUGUGGUUUUGGUGGUUCGUGUGUGGGCGGCAAUGACGGCUUUUUCUAGGGUUUUGCUCGGUAGGCAUUUCUUUCUUGACGUUUUGGCUGGAGCGUGUUUGGGCGUUUUUGAAGGUCUAGUGGCAUUUCAAUUCCUGCGAUUUGAGAAACUUCUGAGCCUCUUGCUUUACCAGAAAGUUGGCCAAAGUAGAAGUUAAGUGCAUUUGGAGUGGGAGCCAUAGGAAGUGCUUCUCUUGCAACAUAUCGGAUGAUUAUUUCCAAAAGCAGAUACAUGUUGAUGUCCUGAGGAUAUUGCUUUUUCAGUGUGUGCAAUGCGGAGAAAUUUUGCUUGACUACUUCAAUGAUCACCUAAGACAUUAAGCACUGGAAUCACAUACUACUUGGCUGUUGUACUCUAUUGUAUUCUUACUUUGAUAUUCAAACUCUGUUGAUUUUGACUACUGCUAUGGGGCAUUAGAUUUUAUGCCAAUUUAUACAAUUCAUUUAUGAAUCACAUUAAAUUUGACUCUCUGUCCCCUUCACUUUAAUUGACUUCUGUGGUGUUAGUCCCGCAAAAACAGUUUCUUUGAUGGCAUUUAUUGUAAGUUAUUCCACUCAUAUGUUUUGUUGUUUCUAAUAGCAGCAGCCUUACAUUGUAUAAAUGCAAAUCCGCUGGUAUUGCAACAUCUUCUUUCUUCUGCUAUUGCUGAUUUAAUGACCAUAUAAACAUGUAUUCAUUAAAACAACAUUUUCUAAUGUCCUUUGCUGGCAUGAAAGUUGGUUCACUUGCUAUAACUGUCUAAAAUCUGCUUAACGGGGUUGAGGACUUGGAUCUUCCAGUUUUUCAAUUACAAAAAUCUCUGUGUGGCCAAUAAGCAAUGCGCAGACAGUAGGAGUUGGUGAUUGCAUGGAUAUAGUUGCUCUAUGGGUUAUUCUUAUCAAUCUUCGAAUUAAAAAGCAGUUAGCUCAAUAAUUUAAUGCUAUGUGCGCUUUUUUGGAUGCAUGAAAAGUUGAUAAGCUUUAUCCGAUAAGGUAAGAUUGAUUGAUUGAUUGGAUUGAGAAGUAGCUUUUUAGGCAAUAUGGAAACAUUGUAAACUUGCUUGAUUAGCGCUGACAGUGAGUAUUGAAAUUUUUGCUACUUGCAUCAUUGCUGUAGUUAUCAUGUGGAAAACA